AAAAUGUGAUUCCACCAGACAAACAAGAUGUAGCUGUGGAUACUGAACACAUAAUAAGGGAGGAUGUUAUUAGUAGUCAUGUUGAAAUGGGUGAUCAGGCUACCAGCAAUAAACCAGUAGAAAAUGAAAUCCAGUCGUCACAAACAAUCAGUGUUGUGAAUGAAAUCCUUUCCUUGGAGAAGUCAGCAAGCUUUAUUCUAGUUGAUUCCAUUCAGAUGUCAGAAUCACAAUCCAUUAGUAAGUCAUAUGAUACUCCACCUAAUCAUUCAGAAUCAUCAGCAAGUAUUAUUCAAGCCUCUGCAGAGAGCGUCAGUUUGGAGUCUGCAGAAACAGCAACACCCAUUUUAGAACAUGACCUAUCUUCUGGUAUUGAUAUAAGCAGUAUUACUGAUGUCACAGAAUCUUCCCCACAACCUACAGUUGUAGGUGAUGCACCCUCUCCUACCCCUGUAACAGCACCUCCUCAAUCAGCUUCUGAUACCCUCCCCAUCACUGAUGAGACAGAACCUGGUGGUAAACAGGAGGAAGACUUUCCCUCGUUCACGGAGUGGACACAGAAAGUUCUUGCUGAACAGGAAAAAACUAAACAAGAGAGCCAAUCAUCAUCCGGCCAGGCAAACACGGCAACAACCAGUCAGAAGAAGCUACGCAAUAAUUACGCCUCAAACUCCUGCGGUGCAAAAAUACUUGCCACAAACCCGGAAGCUGAGAAUGUUAAACAUGUUUUAACAUCAAAUAAAGAUGAAUAUAUGAUUAAUCCAUGUAGUGCCAAAAAAUGGUUUUUAGUAGAGCUGUGUGAACCUGUCCAAGUUAAAAUGGUGGAAAUGGCAAGCCUCGAACUUUUCUCUUCUCAACCCAAAUCUUUUCGAGUUUUUAUAAGUGAUAGAUAUCCGGCAAAAGAAUGGCAGUCAUUAGGUGUAUAUGAAGCUAAAGAUGAACGUGUUAUACAGACAUUUCAUACAACUAACGAUCAGUUUGUUAAAUAUAUUAAAGUUGAAAUGAUUGAACAUUACGGAAACGAACAUUUCUGUCCUAUCACCUUAUUCAGAUUAUAUGGUUUACCUAUAGCAGAUGAUGAUGAGAAUGAUAAUGAUGAACAGAAUUUACAAACAGAAACAGAUAUAGAAUCAGGUAAAUUAGUAGAAAAUGAUGAAGAGGAAAAUAAAGAUGGGGCAAGAAAUUUAUUUAUGAGUGCUAAAGACACAGUAGUUAAUCUAGUAAAGAAAGUUUUAAACGUUGACGAUGGUACGAAAAAAGAUUUGGAUCAAGAUAAUAAUAUAACUGGUCUUCAUGUUGAUUCGAAUAAAAAUCUAUCCGCUGAUGGUACUAUUUUACCAUGUGUUCCUGUCAUUUUGUCGGGGAGUGAAGAUGAAUUACCAACUGUUUUAGUUCCUACACCUACUAUAAAAGAAACAACAGUUGCCACAGGUUCGGAGACUGUUGACGUGCCAAUUGUAACCAAGUUGGAUGAUGACGAACAGAUACCAAGUAGUCAUAUAGAUAAUGUCAUGUUAGACAUACAUCAAUGCUUUAAUGUUACACCAACUACUUCAUCGCAUAAACUGCUUUGUUCUUAUAUCAACACAAUGCUAAUGCUGAGAUCAUCUGCUACACCAGUCUGUUUGAAAGAUGAUAAUAUCGUAAGUUCUCUAUCAGAUGAACAGACAACACAGGUUGACAUGGUUACCACAGAUAAACCUUUUGAACGAAUUGUCACUAGUUUGAAAGAGGGGUCAAUCGAAUCGAAUUUGGAUAGGUUUGUCGAAACACCAGAAUCACAAUCAGAACUUUUCGAAUCCAUGCAAACUGUUGCAGCGGAAGAUGGUUCUACACAAACUAUGUCAUCAAUUGAAUCAAGUCGGCCAUCAGAUAAAACACCUUCCUCUAUUCUAACUGAGGAUAUUGCUACACAUUCUGAAAGUCCUGUGGUGAAUGAUCAUACAAGUCUUGAUCUAUCUGUAUCUCAGACAUCUGACCAAGGGGAAACAACUCCAAUUACUCUAGAACCAAGUAGCACAGAUAUCGGAGCACAGAAAGUUGAAGAAACUGAGACAAAGACAAAAGUUUUGGAUAUCACUAAAACUACCUUGGAAGGUUUGGACAUUGUGGAACAAACAAAAAUGGAGUCUAAAGCAACCAGUGAUAUUUUAGAGCCCACAACUAGUCAGCUCUUUCCAGAUGCAAUAUCACCAACAAUAGAAGUAUCUAAAACAGAGACUGUUAUGUCCAGUCACAAGGUUGUUGAGCCAGCAACCCCGAUUGUUAAACCAGUGGUAGGAGUAGGUGAAAAAGUGCUGGAAGUAACAGACAAAGAAUUGAAAAAACCCAAAGAUCUAGACUUGGUGAAAGUACCGCUAGGCUCAAUAGCGAAAAGAGAAACAGCCAUUAUGAGAUUAACCAAUCGAAUUAAAGCUUUAGAGUUGAAUGUGUCACUGAGUAGCAGGUUUCUAGAAGAAUUAAGUCAGAGAUUCAAGAAACAGAAUGAAGAAAUCAUGAAAUUGAUGAAUAAAACAAUCGCCAGGUUGAAUAAUUCUACCAGAGAGUCGGAAAUACAUGAUAUCCAACAACAAAGACAGUUGGAUAUUUUAGAAUCUAGGAUCGAUAAUUUAACGUCAAUUGUUGAUAACCUGGCGAAAAACAUGGAGGCCUUGACUAAUAAGAUCUCUGAUCGUCAAAUGGUCUGGACAUCUGUGGAGUUUGUUAUAUUGAUGAUCGUAUGUGUCGUAUGUUUGUUAAGGGGACGACCAGUUACUAUUAGUCCAGAAUUAAAACAACUUCUUGAAACGAUGCCAAAACAACCUAAUCCAACCAUGUUGCAGAGAAGAAACUCUGUGGACAUGGGAGCUAUGAGUCACAAUCGACCAGCUUCCACUAUACGUAAAAAUGCUAGUGAAACAACAUUAGUUGAUCCGUGCCUGGUUAAUUCCACUAAUAUAACAUCACAUCCUGAGACACAUUUGUUGAAGGAAGGAGUCCGUCGCAAAAAGAAGAAAAAAUUCAAAAGUGUUGAAUCAAAAUCCACAACUUUUUUACACGAGAAGAGCAAACAAAAGGAUCAAUCAUCGCCUGUGGAGAUUAGUCGUGAGGCAGGAAUAUUGUUUGGAGCAGAUGCUGUUAAUACUUUAACUGGGUUGGGAAUACAAGAAGUAGAUCCUGGACCAGUAUCAUCUAGUUCUAGCACAGUCAGUCUACCAGCUCAAUGUAGUCCCCAUCCUUUCAUUGAGAGCUGCAAAGAGAAUGGAAACAGCAUUCAGCAAGUUGAAUCCCAAAAGUAUUACUCCACUAACAAAUCCUCUGUUGGUAUCCGAACUAGUGGCAAACAGAAAAAACACAAUCGGCCAUUAAGUAAUGGAACAUCUGAUAUUAUAAUAGAGACUAUAAAACCUGUUCUUACAAAGCAAAAAGAGGAAAGAAAGCAGAGUUUGCCGUCCGAGCUGAAUUCGUUGAAAGAAAAUCGCGGCCAUAAAUCUCGAGUAUCCUGGCUGUUUUGAUCGUAUUUUUAAAUGACAUAUUAAAUGUUCAAUAUCUUUUAUAUACACAAAUUGUUUUUAAAUAUAAUAUUUUUAGAGACAGUGUCAAAUGUUUAUUUUAUGAGAAAUUAAUCUUUGUAGUACAAGAAUUAAUUAGUUUUACUCAAUUAGGUCAUGAACAACAAGUGCUGUGGAAAUUGUUACAAGUUAAAAAAAAUCCUGUAAAAAUGACUAACAUGGAAUUUCAAACAAAAUCUGGGAAAAUAACCCACCUCUCUGGCAUAACUAUAAAAAAACCAUAUGGGUCAUUCUUUUAAUGAGGGGUCCAAUUGACAAUUCAUACACAUCAUUGCUCAGAGCAACAAAAACACCCAUUUUCUGAUCACCAAUUGUUGAAAAAAGUAAUUGAUCAUGUAAUAUGUACAAUUAUUAUCCGAUUUAAAAAAAACGUGUGAAUAUAUCACUAUUACACCAAAACUGACGGACAAAAUGGCCGUCCCUUGUAUAACACAAAUGCUGUAAAUAUGUGGUAUAUCAAGGUUGUAAACCCUCUUAGAGGCCACAAUUUUUUUCCAAUUUUGAUGCAACUUUAAAUUUAUGCUUAUAUCACAAAGAUCUUGGUUCUUUUCAAUAUUCGCUCAUAUCAGAUCGUAACUUUGUGAUUGUAUGAAAAUCGUGUUUUAAGCUUGUUGACCCUAUGGAAGUCACAAUUUUAUUCCGAUUUAAAAAAACGUUUGAAUAUAUCACCGUUAAUCCUUAAUGACGGUUGAGUUUGAAUUUCGUGAAAAUCAGACAAAAACUGCUAGACAAAAUUGCCGCCCCUCGUUCGCAAACAGUCUAAAAAUAUGGUAUAUCAAGGUUGUGGACUCUCUAGAGGUCACAAUUUUCACCCAAUUUUGAUGAAACUUGAAAUACAUGUUUAUAACCCAAAGAUCUUGGUUCCUAUCGAUAUUCGCGCAUAUCGGAUCGUAACUUCUUUUACAAAACAUCACGUUUUUAGCUUGUGGUCCCUUUAGAGGUCACAAUUUUUAUCGGAUUUAAAAAGAACGUGUGAAUAUAUCACCAUUACACACUAAGAUCUUGGUUCCUAUUGAUAAUCGCACAUAUCCGAACGUUAGAAAAAAUAAAAUUUCGGGAAAAUUGAAAUGAAACUGCCCAACAAAAUGGCCGCUCUUCGUGUAAAAAAUAUGUAAUACAAAAGUUGUGGAGGUCACAAUUUUUAUCCAAUUUUCAUGAAACUUAAAACAUAUCUUUAUAUCCCAAAGAUCUCGGUCUCUUUUGAUAUUUGCGCAUUUCAGAUAUAACUCACUGGUUGUGUUACGUUUUGGGGACAUUUUGUACUUAACAUUUUAAUAACUGGACCAUGUUGAGCACAGAGAAUCUAAGAUUCCGUUUACUAAGUUUGCAUUUCUAAACCAAAUAGUGAGUAAUCUCAAUUGGAGAAUUUUCAUUCGUAAAUUUUUGUGCCCCUAAUAUUUAUGUUGUAUUAUUGUCAUUUUAGCCACAAUCUUUCUUUGAAAAAUCAAAACAAAAUGUUUCAUCUUAAUCCCAGUUUGGUGAAAUGGAAAUAAAUAACAAAUUCUGAAAAUGUAAUUAGAUGUAUUGUUUUAAAUUGUCUGUGUAAAUUUUAUUAGCUUUGGGAAUAUUGGAAAUUCAAGUCCCUCGUUUAUUUUAUGAAGUGCAAGUGUAUCCCGAUUGUAACGCCAUCUACUAGCUGUGAAAUAUGUCACAGAGAGAUGUUUAUUUUAUGGUCACAUGAUAAGACAUACCUGAAGCAGACGAUGACCCAGCGAAGGGAUAUUUUUUUGAAUUAGUUCGAAUCAAAGUUUAGCUUCACUGUAUUUACGUUGUUAACGAAAUUACAAUGUGAUGUGAAUUUACCUCCUGCAUAUGACGCUAGAUGUUGAACGUUAUAAUUGUUGAGUCCAAAACAACAGUAUUUUUCCAUAGGCACCUUCAUUAGAAGUCUAAGCAGAAAAAGACCCAUAUGUAAGUCUCAAAACAAUCAAAUGUUAUUAGUUUGAUGAGGUUUUUAAAAGCAUUAUAUUCCUCUUCCAAUUGUUGUAUUGACACUGUCUCUAUAAAUAAUUUCCAACAAAUUAUAUUUAAAAUGACUAGUCAUUUGUUGAUAUACUAUGUAACUAUGGUAACACAUACAUGAUCUACUGUAAAACAAGAAAUUAUUGCUUAUUAUUUCGGGUGGCCCAGAAAACACGAUUACACUAUUCAAAAUGAAAUAAUUCAUAAAAUAUUGUACCUAUAUCAUUCAUAUUUCACAUGUCAUACAUGUGUGACAACUGCCCUCCAAAUUUCAGGCCGACUACUCAAAUAGUGUUAACUUAUAGUACAAGUUUUAAAAAAGAAUGUCAAAUUAUCUUUUGCUGGACUGAGAAAUCACAUCACACUCCCAUCAGUUUACAUAAAAACUGCCCAUUUUGUCUGAAUUGUAUCCGUCAGUUCAUUUUCAGUAAAUAUUUUCUUCUGCUUUCAUGAACCUUUUCUGAGAGACUGCUGUGGUAGUAUGGCGUCCACUGAUAUUUAUUUAUAUGAAGUUUAAGCAAAAUGGCCAGAAAUAAGCUCUGACAUCUGAUUCUAGGUGAAAAAAGGCACUUAGUGCAAGCCAGGAACAUACUGACAACUUGUUUAUGUAAACUGAGUGUGAGGUGACUUCUUGGUCCGGCAAAACAUAACUGACAUUCUUUUUUAAACCUUGUAAUAUGUUAACAUUAUUUGAGCCAUACAGCUACAAUUUGCAGUCGGACAAUAGGGUCAUUCCAUGACAAACCACACCAAAAAAUGCAUUUUGACUGAAAAGACUAAUGAUCUGAAUUUUAACUAGAUCAGUCCAACAUUCCCUGUUGGUCAAAAUUGGUAAAAUGGGUAAUUCUACAAGGAUUCAAAAUAUGCCAUACAUUUUGACUUAGGAGUGAUGACUGCUUAACUUCGUCGCCUACAUGACCUGGACAUGACUUUUCAUUAAAAAAUUAGCCCUACAUAUGUUUUCUACACAAUGUCAAACAAGGUCAAGCAGUCAACCGUCUUUAAAACAUACUGGUAGAUUUGGAAUCCUUGUAGAAUUACCUUUUCGGAUAUACCCAUUUUAGCAAUUUUGACCGAGUGAAUGAGCCUUUAUCUAAGAAACCGUAGUCUGAUCAUGCUAAAAUUUGUAAUAUCAGCCUUCUCAACCAAAAUAGGCAUAAUAUAUAUAUAUUAUAUUACAUGUAUUUAAAACCAAAUUUCAGCAAAAUCAAAUCGCAUAUGGUUUACUUGAUUGGGUGAUUUGACACGGAUUGACCCAAUAGCAUUAAUUUCAUGCCGCCAGGAAUGGUUAUUUUACUGUAUGAUAAUAUAUGUUGAUAUUGGCUAACACAGAAGUGUAAUAUAUCAAUAUAUCAUUAGUUAAUAUCUUCUAUUUCUAUAUGUCUUUCAAUUAAUUGCUUGCUUUAUGUCUGUAGUCAAAAUAAUCAAAAUAUGAAAGUGCAUUAUUAAUUAAGCAACGAACUGAUUUUAUUUUAUUUUAUGUUUCUUUCUUUUGUUUUUCCUGGCUGCAAUAUCAUGAAUUUAAUUGAACAAUUUAUUUUGUAUAUAUAUAUCAUGAAAUCAAUUGUGUGUGCUUUUUAGAUAUAUAUGUUUUUUUGAAAUGAUAAAAAUUUUCAGUGUUUGAGAACUUUUAUGAUCUUGUGGCCAGGGGCCUGUUUCACGAAAUUUUAAGUAAGAUAAAAUCCAAAUUUUAGUAAUUUGAUUGUAUAAUAUUACAUUGAUUUUAGUGCUUAGCCAAUCAAAAUUGAAGUAUCUACUAAAAUUUGGAUUUUGUCUUUAGUUAAGAUUUCGAGAAACAGGGCCCAGAUUUAGAAACUGGUUACUAGUAUAUACAGAAAGGUUUUGCUAUAACAUUGGUGUUGGUAUUCUCUAACUAUACUGAGACAAUUAUAUAUUAUACACUAUACUAUAAUACUGUUAUGUUUUGCUGAAUAGGUCUUGUCGAGACCAUUUUAUAUUAUACCCAUGUUAAGCCUCCCAAAAAAUAAUACCUAUGGGGUGGGUAAGAAGGGAUAGAACUGAACUAAUAAAGUAAUCAAUGGAAAAGUCACUUCAGUAACUGUCACCCUUAAUUAUCCAGGUCAAUCAUGUCACAUAGGUAGCCUCAAUUUACGUGGAUCCCAAAAAUUUGCCAAUCUCAUGAUUUGAAUUGUUCUGCAAAAAACACGCCAAGAUUGAUUUAUAGGACCCGAAAAAAAUGGGCGGAAAGAGGUGUAGGCUCGGUGAUUUUGGCUUCUUAAGAAAGCAGUGGUUGGGUAACCGCAAACCACCUUAUAAAGAGACUUUUAUUUAUUACGGUUAUAGUCAGAAUCGUAUAUUAUAUACUCAAGAGUUCACAAUAAAACUAAACCCAUGUUAUAGCAAGCACAUAUAUAUUUUACACUAGUACUUCACACGGAUGACACUUGCGUUAUAACAAAACCUUUAUAUGUUAUAUAUAAGGGUUUCACUAUAAGCUGAUGGUGGAGUUGGUUGUCAGACCUUUAAUGUAUUAAUGUAGAUUUAUUUAUUUUCUCUGUGUUUGUAUUGUGCUGUCUGAAGGCCUGAUUUCUGUACAUUUAUUUAAUUAUGAUAGGAUUUAAUAAUCGUCCUCUACUAUUAUCAGGCAUCAAGGUCAUUUUGUCCCACAAAAGACUUGACCAGCAAAACACUUCUACCUGGGUUGUUAAUUCUUCAACCUAGGUUCAACUAAACACUGCAGAAUUGGAUCACAAAAAGUGGUCACUUUUAAGAAAUGGAGUAAAUAAGCUUCCAUUCCCUUGGUAAUUUGUUAUGUAGCAUAUCGUAUUCUGAAUAAUAUUUAUGAUUACCACAAAAACAGGUACGCCAUGCACAUUAUUUUCCAUUAAAGUACCAGCAUGAAGCUCAUGUUAACAAAUACCGGUCUUCAGUUAUUCAAUAGAAACUGAAGUAAUAUCUUCUUUAUAAAAAGACUGUUUUAAUCACUUGUAAAAAGACAUAGAAGACUUCCAAGUAUUAUCAGGUCUUGUUUGUUGUUCCCACCCAGGAAGUGUGUGCAGUUUUCACACCAAAUUUAGCCUUUUUACUAUAGCUUUCGUAGUAUGCAAUGCCUUAUAUGGUAUAGAGCUGUAUAUAGUAAUAGACUUCAAAGCACUGAUUGCCAUGUGAGGUCGUGGGAGAAUGCCACUAUGCAAUGCCUUAUAUUGUAUGGAACUUUAUAUAGUAAUAGACUUCAAAACACUGAUUUCCAUGUGAGGUCGUGGGAGAAUGCCAAAAUUGCCGUGAAUUUCAAAACAGGGUCUUGACUAUAAUAUGAAUAAUCAGUAAGCUUCUAGAAUAACAGGAUUAUCAAAAUUAUCAGUAAAUAUGCUUAUUACUUAAAUCAUUAACUGAAAGUGGCUACAUUCAUCACUUGGAAUAUUCUCCCAAAGGUAUCAGCUGACAAUUUGACUUCUUAAUUUGACAUCUAUAGUAAUAGGUAGAUCGAUAAAUAAAAAUAUUAUUAAAGAUGCAUCAUCAUUUACUAUAAUGAAUAUUGUAAAAAAUUUAAUCAAAUUACUAAAUUCUUAGCAAAGUUAUGAGUGUUUGAAGUUUUGACAAGAUAUAGCAUAAAUAGUCUUGAUGCCAAGUACCAUUGCUAUGAUAAUAAAUAAAGUCAUAAUGAUUAUUUUUUUAAACAUUAAAUUAUUAUUUGGCGCAAAAUUUCUAACCAUCCGAUGGUCUAGAGUGUUGACUAUGGGCUUGGCAUGUGAAUAAAUGUCUAAAUAAUAAUUUAUAUAACAUUUGCAGCCAGGAAAAAGACCUGCAAUACCUAGUAUGCAGAUUUAGCUCUUGCAUAAUGCAUCUUUAAUACUGGACUUUGGGUGUUAUAUACUGUUAGCAUAGGUGGCAUCUUUGACAAGUCAUUAUAUGCCGUUGACUGACAACCAGGCACACAUUUCGGACAUAUGCAGACAAAACAGUACCACAGGAUGUAACUACCUAACUCAAGGUGUUAGAUGAAAUUGGCCAUGUUGAUGAAAGGGUUGGUGGGAUGAAUACUACCCAGCGUGAAAGAAUCCAGGCUAUAGCAGUAUAGGAAACAUAAUUUCCUGAAAGUGAUCUGUGUUUUGAUUGAUGACAAUUACUAAAAUCGUGAUUUUAAUCGAAAAUCAGUUUGGGAGAUGAAGGUUUUCUUGGCCCCAGACCUGGAUCUUAUGUUUUAUGUUUGUUGUGUUGUUUUUUUUGAUCUUGCAAAUCCAAGUUUUCUUUAAUUUUAUUUUUAUUUAACUCUUUACAUAAGUGUAUAUUUCUAUUUUUGCUUGUAUAAUCUUUGACCUGUAUUCAGACUUAUGUGAGAAGUGCCAUAUUCAAACUUCUUAAAGUUUCACCAUCAAUUUUUCUUCAUUGAUAUUCAUCUGAAAACUGUCAUUAGAGGUUGAAUUUGCAAAUUAAAUAAGUUUGAAUCUUUAAAUCUUUUUUCCACGUAUAUAAUUUUACAUUUUUUUUGCCAACCAUUUGUUACAUGGAUGAGGGUUUUGUAUUGAAAAUGAAGCACAUUAGAUAAUUCAAUAUAAAAACUCUGUUAUUUAACUAUGAUUAAAAUAUACACAAUGACAGAUUAUUUAAAAUUACAUGUGAUAUUAUUGUCAUUAUUAUUAUUAUUAUCAUUACAAACUUAUCCCAGUGAUUAUUAUUAUGGUUAAUGUCAACAGGGGAGAUUUCUAGUCACAAUAAUCAUCACAACUAUCAAGUGUUAUAGUAAAAUAAUAAGUGUUAUAGUAUUUACACUUCACUCCUAUGUCAACUGACUCUUUAUAAAGUUAUAAAGUAUUACAUAGCAGCUAACAAACAAAGGAUUUCUCUGUUAUAGUUUAAUAUUAUUAAGAUAUAAUGUUUCAGGUUUUUGUUUCAAAUAUAUUACUAGAUAAAACCAUUUAUAUUUAAGAUCACGGUUUUGUAAAUUUGUUGUUGGUUUGAAGAAAUAUUUAGCCAAUUUCACAGCAAUUAUGUUUAUGGAAUCUUUUUUCUGGAAUUUGGUUUACAUUUUCCUGUUAAUAAAUUUGAAACUAAAACCAGAUAUAAAAUAUAACCUAUCAUCAAGUGGUCAAAACUUAUUGUUCAUUUUGUUGAUUUUUUCUUAUUGUUAAUGUAAAAAAAUAAAUAAGAGAAAAUUGUUGUUAAAAUUAUUUAUUGAAUUGUAACAAUGCAACAUAUCAGUAUUUGAUCCAAAAAGAUAAAAUAAAUUAUGUUAUAGC
Patella vulgata (common limpet) is the source of this 10708-nucleotide messenger RNA. RefSeq names its product SUN domain-containing ossification factor. The transcript has 17 exons. Gene Ontology annotation, biological process: protein folding in endoplasmic reticulum. Gene Ontology annotation, cellular component: cytoplasm; membrane. Bases 87 to 3491 code for a protein of 1134 amino acids. Lineage: Eukaryota; Metazoa; Mollusca; Gastropoda; Patellidae. The record is from RefSeq and is a predicted model, not a curated record.